Truncatella angustata is the source of this 1161-nucleotide messenger RNA. RefSeq names its product chaperonin 10-like protein. The record is from RefSeq and is a predicted model, not a curated record. Gene Ontology annotation, biological process: D-sorbitol catabolic process. Gene Ontology annotation, molecular function: L-iditol 2-dehydrogenase (NAD+) activity; zinc ion binding. The transcript is spliced from 5 exons. Lineage: Eukaryota; Fungi; Ascomycota; Sordariomycetes; Amphisphaeriales; Sporocadaceae. Bases 1 to 1161 code for a protein of 386 amino acids.
AUGACAGCAUCGAAUACCUUGCCCGAGAAUGCUAAUGAGGCGAACGGCGUCAAUAGUGUCCACCAAAUCAAAGCCUCCCAUCCUAAUCCGUCACUUGUAGUAACGGCCGACCACCAAGUGAAAAUAGUCGAAGCACCUAUAGAGCAGCCAGGACCAGGCGAUGUUCUACUACAUAUCAAGGCGACCGGAAUCUGCGGAUCAGACAUCCACUUCUGGAAAGCCGGCCGAAUAGGGUCUUUAGUCGUCCAGGGCGACUGCAUCCUCGGUCAUGAAGGCGCAGGCGUUGUGCUCAGGUGUGGCGAAGGCGUGACAGAUUUGAAGCCAGGUGACAGGGUCGCGGUCGAGCCUGGUGUACCAUGCGAGAAAUGCUUCCUCUGCCGUGAAGGCCGAUACAACCUCUGUGAAGACGUCGCGUUCGCUGGUGUAUAUCCAUAUGCCGGCACAAUCCAAAGAUACAAAGUGCAUCCUGCCAAGUGGCUGUACAGGAUUCCUGAUAAUAUUUCUUGGGCCGAAGCUGCUCUACUAGAACCACUAAGCGUAGUACUCCACGGUGUCAACACCGGAGGUCUGAGCCUGGGAAAGCCCGCUCUAAUCUGCGGCGCGGGACCUAUAGGUCUGAUAGCACUCGCGUCCGCACGCGCCUCCGGGGCGCACCCAAUAGUCAUCACGGAUCUUGAGCCCAAGCGACUAGCAUUCGCACGAGACUUCAUGCCCGGCUGUAUCACGUAUCAAGUCGAUCGUGCGUUGUCGUCGGAGGAAAAUGCAAAGAAUGUUAGGGGGCUUUACGGUAACAAUGAGUACUCUGCCCCUUCGACUGUCCUCGAGUGUACUGGCGUCGAAAGUAGUGUAGUACUGGCAACAUACGCGGUGCGGCGCGGUGGUGUUGUUUGUGUCAUCGGUGUCGGCAGGGAGAUCAUGAAUAACUUGCCCUUCAUGCACCUUUCUUUAGCAGAGAUCGAUCUGCGGUUCAUUAACCGAUACAGAGACACAUGGCCGGCUGGAAUCAAUUGCCUGAGUGGUGGAAUCUUGGAUCUCAAGAAGCUGGUCACGCAUGAGUACCCACUAGAACAAGCCUUAGACGCCAUGCAUCUCUGUUCAGAUGUGACCAAGGGCAGUAUCAAAGUCCAGAUCGUGGAUCAUGUUGACGCUUUGGUAGACUAG